Messenger RNA from Aspergillus mulundensis, 1737 nucleotides. Its product is annotated as Zn(II)2Cys6 transcription factor domain-containing protein. Gene Ontology annotation, biological process: regulation of DNA-templated transcription. Bases 1 to 1737 code for a protein of 578 amino acids. Lineage: Eukaryota; Fungi; Ascomycota; Eurotiomycetes; Eurotiales; Aspergillaceae. The transcript is spliced from 2 exons. Gene Ontology annotation, molecular function: DNA-binding transcription factor activity, RNA polymerase II-specific; zinc ion binding. The record is from RefSeq and is a predicted model, not a curated record.
AUGUACAAGCCUGCUCCGCCAAGACCCAAGAAGACCAACAUUGUGCGCUCGCGCAACGGGUGCCGGACCUGUCGUGAGCGGAAGAUCAAAUGCGAUGAGAAGAAACCAGCCUGUGGAACAUGUGUCAGGCUGGGAAAGCCGUGCACAAGGAUUCAGCCAGCGUUUGAGUUCCGCACUGUAACUAUACCUCCACCUGUGCAUCCGCAGUCUUCGACGACUUCCCCCUCCGUGGCCAGGCUUCCUCCAGAUGGACACCAUGAAGAGGAAAGGCACACGAGCACCAUUCCCUCUAUUGGGUGUAUGGACCUGAUCAAGUCCCUGCAGCACUCAGAGCGCGACAUCUACUAUACCACGUACUGGGAAGACAGCUGCCUUCCAGCCCUACAUCCAAUCUUCCUUGCUUUAUCUCAGGUUGCGGACGGCAAGGCAAUCCUCCGCAACUCCAUCCUGGCCUUGUCCUCAUGCCACUUCAGCCGCCAGCAAGUGGAGCGUAAGGCGGCUGGCACUUCGCACAUGCACAUGGGGAGCUUCAGCCCCAGCCUUAGCCACCAAACAAGGAGCCAUCUGUACUAUUCGUCGGCUAUCAAGGAAAUAACGCGAAUAGACCCAGAGACUGUGUUACGUGACUUCACCAUCAUCAUCGGCGUCUUGACGCUGUUCACAUACAUCGAGUCGUCCGUUGGCAAUUUCCAGGGUUUCCGAUGCCAUGUGGACGGGAUGUCGCAAUUGCUCCAGAGCCAUGCGGACAAGCUGAAUGAUCCAAUGAAUACAGCGCUCGUUAUGGCAUGGAUGCAGAUACGCUUCGUGAACUGGUGGUCGCGCGCGUAUUUUAGCUCGUGGGAGGUCCACCGGCGGUUACCUUCGGUGCCUCUGCCCCGAUUCCUCGAGGGGAGGCCCGAAUCGCCCCAGAGCCGCCGGGUGCUUGUCCUCAGCAUCCUUUGUGAAUCACAUCGGUUGCACUCUGGUCACGUUUUAGGGUGUCUAGGCCGCGGCGCGGGUGUAGACCCACAGGCGGACAUCGAGCACUUUGAACAGAAAGGAGAGCUCGAAGAAUGUCUCUACUUGCUUCACGAACAGAAGCGCAGACUGGACGAAUGGCUUGCCCGCCUCCCGCCUUCAGAGUGGCCCCUAUCCGACCACGGUGAUUGCCUGAGCAACGACCCUAAGGAACCAGAGGACCAUGCCACACCAGUUCACUUUCACUCUCAUGACGCGGCACUCAACUUUGCGUAUUAUGCCCUGGCUCGAGUCAUGCAGUGCGAUGGGCUGCUGCGCAGUUUACAACAUCGCAGUCUUUAUCGUUUGUACGACUACGAGGAAGAGGAAAGCUGGAUCCGCCUCCUCCUCCGCAUAACGAACGGCACGGAUAUACAGACCUCCCUCGCAAGAAACAACUACACAAUCGGGUUCCAGGGCUUGUUACUAGCCGCGCUUCUGCGGUGUCAGAGUCCGGCCCUUGGCGCCGCCAUACAGAGCUGGGUUCAGAAUUUAGCAAAUCUCCAGCCGACAGAAGAGGGUUCGUUUCCGAUUUACCAGACUCUGGGCGUCAUCAAGGCGAUUAAUCGUCAGAAGCAGGCGGGGCUUGAUGUCCUGGGGGUUACGCAGCCUGUUGACGAUGGCGGAGGGACACCCAAGGUUACGGCCUUUAAUAGCCAGCCCAUCGACCGGCUAGUUCUUCAUGGUAGAUCUCGACGAACCGGAGUUCCGUUUGCGGAGUGUGUUUGUCUCGACAUUUGA